This is a messenger RNA of Arvicanthis niloticus (Nile rat), 6783 nucleotides long. It is a transcript of the gene Syt2, whose product is annotated as synaptotagmin 2. Gene Ontology annotation, molecular function: SNARE binding; calcium-dependent phospholipid binding; clathrin binding. The record is from RefSeq and is a predicted model, not a curated record. NCBI's taxonomy places the organism in Eukaryota, Metazoa, Chordata, Mammalia, Rodentia, Muridae. Gene Ontology annotation, cellular component: plasma membrane; exocytic vesicle; axon. Gene Ontology annotation, biological process: synaptic vesicle endocytosis; calcium ion-regulated exocytosis of neurotransmitter.
GAGCGGAGUUGGACCCGGGGCGGAGCGGGGACUCCGUGCCCCCAGGGAACGGCCACCGCCGCUGGACCGCAGCCAGAUCCGCAUCCCUGCAGCCUGUCGCUGCCUCCCGUCGGGGACCGCGGAUCUCUCCUGCUGCGCCGGGGUCGCCCUCGGCUAACCCCUCUGCCACCAUGAGGAACAUCUUCAAGAGGAACCAGGAGCCCAUUGUGGCUCCGGCCACCACCACUGCCACAAUGCCCCUUGUGCCCGCAGCACCUGCCGACAACUCUACAGAGAGCACGGGUACCGGGGAGAGCCAAGAAGACAUGUUCGCCAAGCUGAAGGAGAAAUUCUUCAACGAGAUCAACAAGAUCCCCUUGCCCCCCUGGGCUCUGAUCGCCAUGGCUGUGGUUGCCGGCCUCUUGCUGCUCACCUGCUGCUUCUGCAUCUGUAAGAAGUGCUGCUGCAAGAAGAAGAAGAACAAGAAGGAGAAGGGCAAAGGCAUGAAGAAUGCCAUGAACAUGAAGGACAUGAAAGGGGGCCAGGACGAUGACGAUGCAGAGACAGGCCUGACUGAAGGAGAAGGUGAAGGCGAGGAGGAGAAAGAGCCAGAGAACCUGGGCAAACUGCAGUUUUCUCUGGACUAUGAUUUUCAGGCCAACCAGCUCACCGUGGGUGUCCUCCAGGCUGCUGAACUCCCUGCCUUGGACAUGGGUGGCACGUCAGACCCUUAUGUCAAAGUCUUCCUCCUCCCAGACAAGAAGAAGAAAUAUGAGACCAAGGUGCACCGGAAGACACUGAACCCAGCCUUUAAUGAGACUUUCACUUUCAAGGUUCCAUACCAGGAGUUGGGAGGCAAAACCCUGGUGAUGGCCAUCUAUGACUUUGACCGCUUCUCUAAGCAUGACAUUAUCGGGGAGGUGAAGGUGCCCAUGAACACGGUGGACCUUGGCCAGCCCAUUGAGGAAUGGAGAGACCUACAAGGAGGAGAGAAGGAAGAGCCAGAGAAGCUGGGUGACAUCUGUACCUCCUUGCGCUAUGUGCCCACUGCUGGGAAGCUCACCGUCUGUAUCCUGGAGGCCAAGAACCUGAAGAAGAUGGAUGUAGGGGGCCUUUCAGACCCCUACGUGAAGAUUCACCUGAUGCAGAAUGGCAAGAGACUCAAGAAGAAGAAGACGACGGUGAAGAAGAAGACCCUGAACCCCUACUUCAACGAGUCCUUCAGCUUCGAGAUCCCCUUUGAGCAGAUCCAGAAAGUCCAGGUGGUCGUCACCGUGCUAGACUACGACAAGCUGGGUAAGAAUGAAGCCAUCGGGAAGAUCUUCGUAGGCAGCAAUGCCACAGGCACGGAGCUGAGGCACUGGUCUGACAUGCUGGCCAACCCUCGGAGGCCCAUCGCCCAGUGGCACUCUCUUAAGCCCGAGGAAGAAGUGGAUGCUCUUCUGGGCAAGAACAAGUAGGCAACAGGCUGGGGCCGUGCCCCCGAGGACACUGACAAGAUCCAGAGCUAUCAAUACCUCAGUUACGCGACCUUAGAGGUUUCUCCAUUUGUUUGCGGUGUGUUCUGUUUUUCCUUCCUUCUUUCUCUUUUUAAAGACCAACUUCCUUUUGGUGGCUGUGUGAAGGGAGUCCCCUAAGACGUGAAAGAGAAGCCUGGCUCUGUUAUUGUCCCAGGAGCUGCCCUUGUUGCAUGCCCUAUCACGGUUUCCCUCACCCCACUCAGGGCCCUCUACUGUCAGAGAGUUGAAGCACUUCCUGCUUUUCCUGGGUUUUGGACCAACAAAAUGGCAAGAACAUUCUGUUUCUUGACUGUGAGGGCAACAUAGUGGCCAGCAUUGUGUGUGUGUGUGUGUGUGUGUGUGUGUGUGUGUGUGUGUGUGUGUGUGUGUACAUGUGCCCAUCCAUCCCUACCCGCCUCUGUUUUGAACAUCUCUCUUCAUUUCUGGAAUGAGCCAUGGACUAUGAAGCCGUGUGAGAGGAGAAAGUCUUCAGGGACUCCAAAGGUGAAGAAAGCCCACUGCCUAACUGGUCAGAGGCCAGAGCUCUCACAGUCCUUGCGAAUGGUCAUGUGGAAGGCGGCAAGAUGUCAUACUGGAUGUGUUCAGAACUAGGACCAAAAAAUCAUGGACUCCCUCUUGUCACAGCUUCCCCCCAGGAGUGGGGUUUGGGGGACAUUCAUGGAAAUAAACUAUUCACUAGACUUGUCAGACUCUACUAGGGACUGCCAGCCCCAGGACAUCGCUCUUGUUGACAACGUCAAACUUGGAAGAAACAGAAGUCCCAUUUCUCAGAAAGCCUAAAAUGAAGCUCCCGGAUCUCUGCCCCGUCCAGUGGGAAGCCAACACUUCCUUCCUCUGCAGAGAACAAGCAGCGCGUUCAUUUGCAUUCAUACACCAUCUGGCUUUUGCCUCUGUUUCCCUUUUUGUACCAUCUGAAGACAAGUGCUUUGCACAGAGCCAGAGGCCUGUUAGAGGGAUGCUUGGGUGCUUAGUCCCCUGAGGUCCAGGUAAGGAGGAGGUGUCAAAGGGAGCACGGGUGGACAGAGAUGAGCUAGACGGUGCAGAGCUCCUCACAGCUCCCAUCCCGAGCCUCUGGACUCUUUGACCCUCAGAGAUGGUAGCUGGAGAGGCCCCGUCCUUCCAUCCCUUAGAGACAGUUUUCUCUGAAUGCCGGGAAACCCAGGGCAUUCAUUUCAAAUGGGUGGUAGAGAAAGCGUGCUAAGGUUUGUGCCCUGUGUUCAGUUUGUGUCUCCUUCCCUGUCCCCUGCUUGUCCCCAGCACUGAUAAAAAGCCAUAUACAUGUUAGUCAGGCUUGCACUAAGUUCCCUUUCCCAACCUGCAGCCUGGCAGGGGCUUAGCUCCAUGUGGCCAGAGGCUGCUCCUCUCCCUCGGUCUUGUAUUUGUUCUUGAACCUCUCAGGCCCUUGUUCUCUUACCACAGAAAAGACACAGCUCUCCUGAAGGGGAACAUGCUCUUCCACAGCCAAUGUGGCAGGACUUCUGCUCGGUCCCACCUGGGCCCUUCUGCUUCUUGUAGGUCUCAGAGAUGGAUGGUGUUGUAGAGUUUGCCUUUGAGAACCCAGCAAGGAGAAAUGCAGUGUUUUAGUGAAAAUGAGGGGUUAUGUGGGUUUGCUUUGUUUUGUUUUUGUUUUUGUUUUUUUUGUUUGUUUGUUUGUUUGUUUUUUUUUUAUUUAAGUAGGAAGUGAGGUAAUACUUCUACCAGAAACAGACUGUGAAGUAGGUUUGACCUGCCUCUCUUUUAGAGGCCCUUCUGCUAUUGGCCUGUGGUACACGGGAACUUGUGUAUUUUAUAAUUCUUUGUGUGUUUAUGCUAAACAUUGAGAAAGGAGGAGGACUCUGAUAGGAUUAUGGGCUGUAGUCCUUGGGACCAGAGUUCUGGUCAUGGUAGAAAAUUGUUGGGCCAUCGGGUACACUCAGAGUUCAGGUAGUUGGAGAGUACCGGGGUUCUGGAAUGGACAUCUGAUGUCACUGGAUUCUUAUCUGUGGAAUUUUGGUGCUUUCCCGGUCCCUCCCCACACUGGCUCUUCUCACCCACAUUCCAUGAAUCCCAUUCACAGAAACUCCCCAGUCAACCUUAGCCUUUCUGUGUUCUUCCAGCCUCUCCCAGUCACCUGUAAACUCCUCGGGUCCUCUCCUGGAAACCAUACUCAGCCCUUCCACAGACCACAGUCCUACUGCGCUGCUGACAGAGGGAAGGGAGGAAUGGUGGGUGCCUCUGUGGUUUGAAUGUCCCUGGGCUUAGAGACAGGCUAGAGCCCAUUACUGUGGGCAGCCUGCCAGGGCUUUUUGACUCUGAUCACUAGUUUGGAGCCAGCAUGGAUGCUGGGAGUGGUUCUCCUCAGGCUUAGGGCUGGUCCCAGACUAGCCACCCAAGCAGAUGGCACCUGUCCAGGUCCAGGGGCCAGGCAGGAACAUGUUGAAGCAUAAGUUUUCUGUACUGGGGGUUGGGGAGGGCUGAUAUGACCCAAACUCCAGCAUGGCAUUCCAAACCUUCACUGCCACAGGGGUUUAUUUCUGGGGAUGCCAGGGUCCUGGGAUAUCAAGACUAAGCAGAGACAGUCAAUGUUUCUGGCUGGUGAGGGAUUCUGGAUACUUCUGAGGAUAGAAGUUUUUAUCCCAAAGAGAGGAAAGUAUUUAUGAGAGGGGUUUGUUUGUUUUGUUUUUAAAGAGAGCUUAAGACCAUGAAUACCCAAACUCCACUGAGGAUCUGGGGGCACACGCUCUCCCUGAAUGAAGAAAAGCAACCUCUGCAGUGCUGGCCAGUUUUGCAACAAAGGCUGAGGCCUGGGGACUAGGGAGCUCCCAGCCAAGCAGGCGCUUAAGAUGAGCAGGGCGAGGCCCAGCCAGAGACCUUGGUCUUCCCAGGAAGAUAACACACUGAUUUGUUUCUGUAGAAGUGGUUCUUGGUGAUUUUGCUGGCCCACGAUUUAAUGAGGGAUGAGGGAGGUUUUUUACCACAGGCCUCUAGGUAAAGGUAGCUUUUAUAAACACGCCUCCAUGCUGGACGUAGGGGUGGGCAAUGCUAGCACAGAGGAAGGAAUCCCUCCUUCAUUUAAUGUCAUGUCAGUUCUUGAGAAUCCCAGGUCUCUCAACCCUGCCUGUCCUUGAGGGUGUACAUAGCAGCAGUCUUCCUGAAGGUAGGAAGGGAUCGAACUUUCCCCAUCCUGCUCACUGGCCCACAGGCUUUGUGUCCCUCUCACUGCAGGCUGCUUGGGUUCUUUUCUCAGAGCCAGUGGGUAGCAGCAGGUGGCCCACAGCCCCAUAAUGGCUGCCAGAUUUGGCAAAUACAAAUACAGGAUACUUGGCUAAACUUGAAUUUCAGAUAAGCAAAUAAUUUUGAAGCAUAAGGAUGUCCUAUGCAGUAUUUGAGACAUACUGUACCACAAAGUGAUUCAUUGUUUAAUGUGAAAUUUAAGUUUAAUUGGCUAAUCCUGUAUUGUGUCUGGCAAACGUACCCUCUGGCUCCUCCAUCCCUCUUUUCUUCAGUCCCAGGGGCCAGAGGCUGGUUACCACAGUUUUGAUUUAACCUGUUUUUUGAACUGCAAUAUUGAGAAGGGGACACUGUGACUUGAAGAUACAUGAAUAUACUUUAUUUUUGAAGUAACAACAAAACAGGAACCUUCUGAAGCCAUUGAGCCUCACUGGACCCCCCUCCCCAUGUUCAUUUAGUUAUAUAUUAUAAAAGAAGAUGCUAUCUAUAAACAUACGAGCAGAAUCUUGUUUAAUCAAGAUGCAUGUCUACAAUUCUGUAAAUAGCCGCAUGGCACUGCUGAGAGCCCUUGAUCUCCCAAUCCCAGACCCGUUUUACAGAACUGGCUGCUCCUUGAUAUUCUGUUGUGUAAAGUCUUUGUCUUCACCUCCCCUACAGUGAAUGUCCACAGUGGGAGAUAAUGUUCUGGCCCCGGUGCCAGCCCUGCCUAGGGACGAUGCUGAAGAACACUGGCCCUGAAGGCAGGUCUGCUGCAUGUCUACAGGGCUAACCCUUGGGGCACAGUGCACUGUCUAGCCUGGCGUCUGUUGUCCUGUUGCUUCUGUGUUCCAUGUGUUGAUGUGAUUCCUUUCUUCCCACUGUCUUGAAUAAACUGAAAAGCCAUAAAGGGGCCUCCUACUGAAGGGUGCCCUCGACUCCUUCCAGGAGCCCCCCCAUCCCCCUAACUGGCUCCCCAUAGAACACUUGUGAAGGGCUCACCUGUCCGUCACCCUCCCCUAGCCCUGUGUUGUGAGGACAGUUGGUGUUUCAGGGCUUCUGGUGGGGUCUCAGGAGAUGCCCCUGGCUGGCUUUUGUGGCCUGAGUCUGAUGGUGGGACUCUACUCUGAGCAUAGGCAGGGCGGUGGUUGUGACUCUGAGGCUUGGAUAUCCUCUUAGAGGCCUGGAGGCAACCGAGGUUUUCAGAAGCAGUGAGCAGCCCAGCCUACAGUCAGGUUCUUGGUGGCGGCCUGGGAUGAACACGGCCAGCCCUCCCUACUUUUCCCUGAGCUGUCAGGGCCCUCAGAAAGCAGUGGAGGAGUGGCCCGUGGGAAAACCUGGAAUCACAGUCGUUACUCUCCACCCUCUCUCUCUUUUGGCUGGUGGUGCCACAGAGCAGGGUGCCCUGAGAACAAGGUGGUAGGUGUGGUGAUAAGGGGUCACUCACGACUGAGGACCACUAGGCUCUGACUCACAUCAGCUUCCAGGACAGCUUGAGCAGGCAUGGCAAGUAGUGAGUGUAGGGGUAGACAGGGCUGGAGCAGCUUGGGCACCCCACAGGACUCCCCAGAAGCCAGUCAUAUGUUACUAAUCCAGGGAACCUCAGGCAGAUUUGGGCAAGUGUAUUGGACAAGGCCAGGGGCAACAAGGUGGGGUCGGCUGGACAUCUCCAGUCUCCACAGAAACUGAAACUGGGAACUGUGAAAGCAGACUCUGGCAAGGGAGCCGUGUGUGGGCCUCAGUUUCACCCUCAGCUUUCCUCAGCAGCCAGGAGAUCAGGGAAAGGGCCUGGAAGCCCAAAGGUUCUGCCCUAACUCCCGCUCAUCAAAGGAUUUGCUUUCUGAAAACCUUGGGUCCAGAAACUUUCCAAACCAGGGCAGAAGCUGAGCGUGCCGUGUUCCCCCUGGAAUACACUGGCCCCACCAGUCUUCCUAAGAGCCCUCCCUGUCUUCCUCAGAAGGACACGUGUAGCCCUCCCCUCCCCACUCUGCUUGGCAAGGCUCUCUCCGUUCCCUUACGUGGACUCUGUUGUUGUCUAAUCUCUUGUCAAAUUGUUAUUUUGUAAUGAGCUGCGUCUCCUUAUUAAAGAAAAGAGCUG